AUGUUCAUCCAAUUCUUUAAGUUCUUAUCACUCGCUGUUGCGGUCUCGGCUGUUCCCUUUAAGCGCUACGACAACAACACUGAGGCUGCAAGCGCUUUGCAGUAUGCCGAGGUGGAUACCACAGUGACAAUUGAUAAGUAUGUCACCAUUACCUUACCUUCGACUACGAUGACAGUACCAGCCACUGCUUCUGAGGCUAAAGCGGCUAGUGCCUCUGAACUCGCUGAAGCGGUAACUGUAACGUCAACAAUAGUUGAAUAUACUACUUUGGUAGACAACGGCUCGUCUGCUACGUCCCCUGUGGCUACGAAGACAAGCACCAUCACUUCAACACCCACCACCACUUCCACUAUCACCAGCUUCGUGACAAUCACUGAAGCUGAGAAGUCCAGUUCUGAAGUAUGUGUACCUUCUACCAUAACAGUGACGGUCACGGAAAACGGAACUUCUUCAGGAACUAUCUCUACAGGUACGACGACUCAUGUUUCCUCCUAUCCAGUUGAGGCCGAGUUCACUUGGAGUGGGACCACCACCACCAUUACCUCUUUCGUUGACAUUACCACCACUGAGCUUUUCACCGCAACAGCCUCCACUUUUAAUUCAAGCUCGCCAUUGCGUAGCACGAAUGGAACUUACCAAGUCCCUUCUAACAUCAAGAGAGCUGGGUCUUAUGACUUCUGA
This is a messenger RNA of Candidozyma haemuli, 681 nucleotides long. It is a transcript of the gene PGA54, whose product is annotated as Pga54p. The record is from RefSeq and is a predicted model, not a curated record. The transcript has a single exon. Bases 1 to 681 code for a protein of 226 amino acids. NCBI's taxonomy places the organism in Eukaryota, Fungi, Ascomycota, Pichiomycetes, Serinales, Metschnikowiaceae.